CUCAAGAGGUGGCCCCCGUCCCCAUCCUUGUACCCUCCGCGCCUCUUCGCACCCCCCGCUGCCCUUGCGACCGGCUUCCCGCCCUGGCUCGGCCUCAGGGCCUCGGGGCUUCUUGCCGCCGCCAUGGCGGCGGCGGCCUCGGCCGCGGCCGCCCGCGCGUCGGUGGCGCAGGCGCUGCGGGGAGCGCAGGGCGCGGCGCGCCGGGCCGCGUCGCCCGCCUGUGCGUUCACGCGCUUCGAGCACGAGCGCUGGGAGGCGGCGGUGAGCCCGUACGACAGGAUCUUCGGCAGGCUCACCGCGCUCGCGGCCCGCGACGUCGUGGGCCACGCGCUGGCGCGGGCGCCGAGCAGCGGCCCGGGGCUGGACUGCGCUACGGGGCCGGGCUACGUGGUGGAGGAGGCGCUGCGCCGGGGGGUGCCCGGCGGAGAGCUGGUGGCCGCGGACUUUUCGGCGGGCAUGCUGCGGCGGGCACGCGAGAGGGUGCCCGACCCCGCGGUGGAGUGGCUCGAGGCGGACAUCCAGGAGCCCCUUCCCACGGCCUUGCGCGGGCGCUUCGCGUGGUGCUCGUGCAACUUCGGGGUGCUUCACCUGGCGCGGCCGGAGGACUUCUUCGCGGCGGCGCUGCAGGCGCUGCGGCCCGGCGGGCUCUUCGUCUUCACCGUCUGGGCCGACGUCGCGCGGAGCCCGGCCUUCCAGAUCCCGCUGGGCGCCAUCGAGCGCCACGGCAGCAUGGACGUCGGGCUGCCGCCGGGGCCCCCUUUCUUCAAGUACAGCGACCCCCGGGUGGCCGAGGAGGCGCUCGCUCGGGCCGGCUUCGAGGCCGCCACGGUGUCGGCGGAGCUGGUGGACAUGCGGUGGGAGCUCGACGCGCCGGAGGACCUCUGGACCGUGUUCCUGGAGGGCACGGCCCGCACGGGCGGCAUCCUGGAGAAGCAGACGCCCGCCGCACGGGAGGCGAUCGAGAGGGCGAUGCGCGACGCCGUGGUGGCGGCGCAGGGUGGCUCUGGCGACGCCCCGCCCCCGUACGCCCUGCCGCAGCCGUGCCUCCGGGUCUCGGCGAGCGCCCCCGGCUGACGGCGAGCCGCGGGGCCGCUUGCGCGCGCGCGCCCGCGCGGGACUCGCCUGCGCUGGCGCGGCGGCCUGUCAGAAGA
This is a messenger RNA of Prorocentrum cordatum, 1151 nucleotides long. Lineage: Eukaryota; Dinophyceae; Prorocentrales; Prorocentraceae. The record is from the annotation of a GenBank genome assembly.